Molecule: messenger RNA, 2254 nt
Organism: Oncorhynchus gorbuscha (pink salmon)
Lineage: Eukaryota; Metazoa; Chordata; Actinopteri; Salmoniformes; Salmonidae
Product: sterile alpha motif domain-containing protein 12-like
Exons: 6
Coding region: 574-1263 (229 amino acids)
Biological process (GO): cell surface receptor protein tyrosine kinase signaling pathway
Cellular component (GO): cytoplasmic side of plasma membrane
Molecular function (GO): protein binding
Source: RefSeq, a predicted model, not a curated record
GGUCAUCUAUUCCUACAGUGCACUUGAUAUGUAUACCACAAUGGUGUUUGCAAAGAGGGAAAGCAGGCCAUUCACAUGAUAUACAGAUCAGUAUUAAUACGCAGGCGUCAGUCGGUAUUUGAAACCCUGUGUAGCGUUGCUUCGAAAGAGCUGUGAUGAAAAUACUAGAGAAUAGGUCUUUGUCUUCAAUAAUGAUUUACAGUCUAUGCCGGUGUGGGUCCGUUUAGAGCAACCGUUUGAAUAAUUAGUCUAAAUUUGUGACGCGCGCUGUUACCGUGCGGUGCUUGAGGUCUGCACCUGUUCACUAACAUGCUGAAGCCCGUGGUGAGUGCUCCAUCUGCGUAGGAAACAUCACUUUUUGACAUUUCAAAGCCUUUUGUUUGCAUUAACUAGAGAGCGCGUUAUUUCUGCAGAGUAUUUACAGUAAGGUCUAGUUGAGCAAUUAUGCCAUGUAGGCAAGCGAACAGCUUUGUUCAGACCAGUGAUAAUUAGCCUUUAGUUUCGUAAGGCGACGUUGUGGACCAUCUGUGAAGAAGGCAAGACGAAUAGAUCGCCAUAGUGUGCAGUUCCGCGAUGCUCGGCCAGUCACCUCACCUUAUUGGAGGUAUCUUGUGGAUCCAGAAUCCAAUGAGAGCUGUCCACUGCAACCUGACCCAGAAUGGGAUGGACCACCAGAUGUGCCCGGACGAUGUGACCUCUCACCUGGAGGAGGAGCCUCUGGACCAGGGUGCCAUGCUGGAUGACGACAGCCCCACCUAUCAGGACGUGAGCCCCGGGUACCAGCGCCGCUCACCGCCCCAGCGCUCCGUCUCCGAGUCAGAACUCUCACGUUCGGGGAACGUAAAGCUGUCCAAGCCGGUGGCCCUGUGGACCCAGCAGGACGUGUGCAAGUGGCUGAAGAAGCACUGCCCCAAGCAGCACCAGAUCUACAGUGACUCCUUCAAGCAGCAUGACAUCACAGGACGGGCUCUGAUGAGAUUGACGGACAGGAAGCUGGAGCGAAUGGGCAUCAUGCAGGAGGGCCAACGGCAGUACAUCCUCCAGCAGGUCCUGCAGCUCCGCGUCAGAGAGGAAGUCCGAACCCUGCAACUACUCACGCAAGUGCUGACGAGCAGAGAGCGGGAGGGGAGAGCGAGAGACCAGUGGAUAGGCUGGAACAGACUAGGGCCCCCGGGCAAAUCCACUCCUUGGGAGAGAGAGAAAGAGGGGGAGACGGAGGAGUUUUCGGGGCUAGUGACUCCACAGAGGACAGGAGCCUGCUGAGCAGAGAGCUCAGAUAAUGAGGCCUCCCAGUUCAGCCUCUUACUCCAGAGUAAAUGCAUUCUAUUCACUAUAGACUCCAAGGAAAGACACUACCCCCCCGAAUCUUGUUGCGUUAGACUGGAUUUUAAAAUGGUUUAAACUGGGAUGUUUUGUCACUGGCCUACACACAAUACCCCAUUAUGUCAAAAUGGAAUUAUGUUUUUCGAAAUGUUUACAAAAUAAAAAAAUGGAAAACUGAAAUGUCUUAAGUCAGUAAGUAUUCAACCCCUUUGUUGUGGCAAGCCUAAAUGAGUGCUUAAGUUGCACGGACUUUCUCUGACCGACGACAUGACAUACAGCCCUCUGUGUGCAAUAAUAAUGUUUAACAUGAUUUUUGAAUGACUACCUAAUCUCUGUACCCCACACAUACAAUUAUCUGUAAGGUCCCUCAGUCGAGCAGUGGAUUUGCAGUGAAUUUCAAGAUUCAACCACAAAGACCAGGGAGGUUUUCCAAUUCCUCGCAAAGGACACCGAUUGGUAGGAGGGAAAAAAACAGUCAUUGAAUAUCCUUUUGAGCAUGGUGAAGUUAUUAAUUACACUGUGGAUGGGGUAUCACCCAGUCACUACAACGAUACAGGCGUCCUUCCUAACUUAGUUGACGGAGAGGAAGGAAACCGCUCAGGGAUUUCACCGUGAGGCCGAUUAUGACUUUAAAAUCAAAUUUAAUGGCUGUGAUGGGAGAAAACUGAGGAUGGAUCAACAACAUUGAAGUUCCUCUACAAUUACUAACCUAAAUGACAGAGUGAGAAGGAAGCCUGUACAAAUGUAAAAAAUAUUGCAAAGCAUUUAUUCCUGUUUGCAAUAAGAAUCAUGUGCAAAGCUCUUAGACCCAGAAAGACACACAGCUGUAAUCGCUGCCAAAAGAGAUUCUGACAUGUAUUGACGCCGCGGUGAAAAUGCUUAUGCAAAUGGUAUAUUUCUGUAUUUUAUUUUCAAUAAAUGUGCAAAAAUG